UAAAUAAAUGUAUAAGUAAAUAAGUAAAUAAAUAAAAUAUAUAAAUAACCAAAGAGGUUGGGUUAAUUUAUUAGUUGUAGUGUUAUAGGCACUUGGUGUAUGCUAAUUAUUAUUAUAAUUUGUUGACUCCAUAAUUAGAUUAUAAUAGCAUUUUGGUCUUUUGUAUAAUUGUUGUUGUUUAUUGUUUCUUACAAAAUGCCUCCCAGGAAGGCUCAGCGGAAAAAAGGGGUGCGGGUGGUCAAGCAAACUACAAAGCGCCCUCUACCACAGGAGAACCUGUCUUCUGACAAAGAGGAGGAUUUUGGGACCAUCCGUGCCUUGGUGGCUAGGGUGGAGGCGCUGGAAAAGGAACGCAGACAGCCCCUGGAUGCUGAGGCUGGCACAAGUACCGCUCCAGCAGGUAAGAAAUCUGCACGGUUGGCUUCCAAAAAGCCUAAAAAUCGUAUUCUUGCUGAUUUAGUUUCUAGAGUCGGGGUUCUGGAAGCUGUGGUACCCAGUGAGGAGCCAGCAAUCCGUACGCAUACUGCGUGUUUACCAGCUGAUCAAGCACCUAUUUCUGCUGUCACACCUUCAGUUCUGUCAGCUGCCGGGCAUAUGCGAAGUCAGCAGCCAGUUCCGCAUGAUGCUGCAGCGUUUACUCCAAUGGUUUCUGGGUUUGCAGCACCUUCUGUGAUUGCCUCUCCUUCGGCGUAUACAGGUUUGACAAACAUCCCAAUUCCUGUCAGGAUUGUCUUGUGUGGCCACUCAAUUGUGUUUUGGGCUCAUCGGAGGGCAUCCUCGUCUGUUUAUGGAACACAGCUGCAGCUUUCUGCCACAGCUACGAUUCAGUGGGAAGCCCGGAGGGGCAUGUUAUGGGAUGCGUUGCUGCCUGCUGUGUGCCGGAUCAUGUCAUUGGCUGACAGGCCGCACAUAUUGUUAAUUCAUUUGGGUGAAAAUGAUUUGGUGCAGCGUCCUGGGUUGGAUUUGCUGCUAAAAGUUACGUGUGAUCUCACGUGGCUUAUUAGAUCAUAUCCCCAUCUUCUGCUUGUAUGGUCUGAAAUGCUUGUUAGAAGGGUUUGGAGGGGUGCUGUUCACCCCAAUAAGAUAGAUAGAGCUAGGAAAUGGGUCAACAGGAAGGUUAGGGAUUUAGUUUUGUCUCUUGGUGGGGCAGUUCUUUCUCAUGAUAGGAUUAGGUUCCAUGCCCCACAUCUAUUUCGAGAUGAUGGUGUUCAUCUUUCUGAGCAAGGGUGUGACCUGUUUUUGGAGGAUCUUAUGGGGGGAUUAAGGGGAUUGUUAUCCUCAUUGGGUGGAGGGGACCAAGCUUAAGCUGAUCCCCUCUUGUGGCAUAGAAUUCGGGCAGGUGAGGUAUAUGGGGGUUAAAAUUAGGUGGUUAAGGCAUCAUGAAAAAGGGGCACUUCCUAGGGAACCAUCAGGGCUUUGUGUCCGGUGGGGAUCUGUGUUGUGUCCUUGUGGGACCGGCUUGCGCAUCAUGGUGAACGCCUGUACGACAGGGCCAUGGUGUGGGGGUUGGAACCACACAGCUGGCUCCAGGAGCAAGGAGGGAGGAAUUCACCCACGUCCUUGACUAUGGAGUCACGUGAUGAUGAGAAGUGAUGCCUUAAGAAGGUGAGGGUGUAAUCCCUCGUUGUUAGGUUUAGCCUCACCUGCCCGAAAAGAUAUAGAUUUGAAUAAUUGGCUGUAUUGCAUUGGAUUUAGGAUGUUAUAUUUUAAUAAAUAUAACAUUAUACCAGUUUGGUGUCAUGAGUCU
Molecule: messenger RNA, 1747 nt
Organism: Rhineura floridana
Lineage: Eukaryota; Metazoa; Chordata; Lepidosauria; Squamata; Rhineuridae
Exons: 2
Coding region: 196-1305 (369 amino acids)
Source: RefSeq, a predicted model, not a curated record